AUGUCCGAAAGACCCAUUCUCAUGUCCAAACAGCUCUGCCUUGGCGCCAACUUAGUCUAUAAGCAGCCGGUGCUCUCGUAUGGCAGAGCUGCCGUGAAGCCACGGAGAGACCAUCUCGAAGAUGAGCCAAUUAGCCUGACUACACCGACGUCUAGCAUUGUUGUCCUACUCCGCCUGUUACACGAAGAUGUGAUGCAACCGGUUACUUCUUUGAUUAAUGCUAAAAGAUAG
This is a messenger RNA of Protopolystoma xenopodis, 231 nucleotides long. NCBI's taxonomy places the organism in Eukaryota, Metazoa, Platyhelminthes, Monogenea, Polystomatidea, Polystomatidae. The record is from the annotation of a GenBank genome assembly.